Molecule: messenger RNA, 1103 nt
Organism: Astrephomene gubernaculifera
Lineage: Eukaryota; Viridiplantae; Chlorophyta; Chlorophyceae; Chlamydomonadales; Astrephomenaceae
Source: the annotation of a GenBank genome assembly
AUGCAGGCGCGCUCAUUAGUUCAUGCUUAUACGUUAAUUACUAAGAGAAGAGUAAGCAGAGUUACUCGCUUGUGCUUGAAGAUGGCAAACGUGGAUUCGAAGCCAGCGCCUGGGACUGCGGACCAGAUGAUUAACGCAGGAUGGUACACGGAGUUAUCACCUAUGUGGCCUGGCCAGGGGCUUUCGCUAAAGAUUAAGGAGGUCUUGCAUCGGGCAAAGUCCGAUUUCCAGGACGUGUGCGUGUUCGAGUCGGAGUCCAUGGGGACGGUGCUGCUGCUGGAUGGUGUGAUCCAGUGCACGGAUCGGGACGAGUUCUCGUACCAGGAGAUGAUUGCGCACGUGCCCAUGUGCAGCCUGGAGCGUCCCGCCACGAAGGUGCUGGUGGUGGGCGGUGGCGACGGCGGAGUGCUGCGUGAGCUGGCUCGCUACCCGGAGCUGCAGGAGAUACACAUGGCGGAGAUCGACAGGAUGGUUCCGGAGGUGUCCAAGCAGUUCUUCCCGGAUAUGGCGGUGGGCUUCAGCGACCCGCGGGUCACCCUGCACAUCUGCGACGGCAUCAAGUUCGUGGAGGACUCGCCUGCUGACAGCUACGACCUCAUUAUCGUCGACUCCAGCGACCCGGUGGGGCCCGCGGAGGUGCUGUUUGAGAAGCCCUUCUUCGAGGCGCUCCACCGCGCCGUGCGGCCGGGCGGCAUCGUGUGCACGCAGGCCGAGAGCCUCUGGCUGCACCUCGACAUCAUCCGCGCCCUGGCGGCCAUGUGCUCCGAAGUCUUCCAGGGGGGCAGCGUGUCGUACGCAUCUUGCAGCAUCCCCACCUACCCCUCGGGGCAGAUCGGCAUGCUGGUGUGCGCCAAGGCGCGACCGGCGCAGGGGCCCGGCGGGGCGGACGGCGAGGCGGCGGAGGGAGCGGGGCCGCUGGACCCGCGAGUGCCUCGGCAGCAGGAGCCGGGGCCCAUUGCGAAGCUGGGGGUGGGGGAGCUGCGGUAUUACAGCCAUGAGGUGCACCGGGCGGCGUUUGCGCUGCCGGUGUUUGCGAGGAAGGCGCUUGCGGGCAGCCUCACGUUCCAAUGAGGAGGGCAUGCAGGGGAUGUUCGGGUGUUGGG